Messenger RNA from Solanum tuberosum (potato), 3480 nucleotides. RefSeq lists its product as uncharacterized. Lineage: Eukaryota; Viridiplantae; Streptophyta; Magnoliopsida; Solanales; Solanaceae. The transcript is spliced from 2 exons. The record is from RefSeq and is a predicted model, not a curated record. Bases 247 to 1449 code for a protein of 400 amino acids.
GUUAUUAUCCCUUCACGCCCAGAAAAAAAACACCUACAUUUUGCUCGACGCCGGCGCCGUCGCUUCGCCGGGAAAAAAUUACAAGAAUACCGAUGAUAAAAAAAGACCAAGCGUGAACUAUCCGGUACGAUAAAGAACUUGAAGGUAAUAAAACUGACCAAUUUUCAGGUAGGAGAAGAAGCUUACUAAACGCUCUAAUGAGCUGAUCCAGUUUUCUUCAAUCGAAAAUUUCUGCUACUAAUAUCAAUGGAAGCAUCGCCAAUUCUGGUCUGUUCAAAGCUACCUUCCUCGUUCGGCGGGAAUGUAUCAAAACAACACACUUUUUCUUACAGACCUUUCCACAAACAGUUGCUGAGCAAGUUAAAUCUUGGAAUACCCAAAUCCCACUUGCGUAGUUCCUUAUCAAUUUCCAUCCGUGAUGUCAAUUCUUCUCCUGUACGGCCAUAUAUUGGUGGGUUUCGAUCGUUGUUACUGCCAGUUCAGUGUUCGGGUUCAUAUUCAAAUGCAACAGAAACAGAUGGUCCAAAAAGGGUAUUUGAAAGCAUAAAGGGGUUAUCUUUGGAGUCAGUGAAGAUGGGUUUUUCUCAAUUGACUCCGUUUAAAGUGUUAAAGUGGGGUUUGUUGUUUUCUGUUGCUAUUGCUGCGUCCAAAUGGACGAUGAAUGUACUUGUGAAUCCAUUCUUUUGGAUGUAUUUUAGUAUGACAUGGUUAUAUUGGCCAUGGUUGGUGGCCAUAAGUCUUGCAAGUUACAGUCUUUAUUGCUUAAACAAGCAUUUACGUGGGGAUGCAAAUGUAUUUGAGCAAUUUGCAGUUGUUACUUCAGCUUUCACUUGGCUUACACUUGUCCCACCAGCACAUUUCAAUGGUUUUCUUGAAGGCUGGCCUGUUGUGUUCUUUUUGGUGUACCAUUAUUUCUUUUUCUUGAAUGUGAGUAUUCGAAAACGUUUGUAUGGUGAUUACAAUCCAAGAGAGCAUGACCCCAGAUGGGAUAUCAGCCUACCCGAUUGGCAGAAGCUGUUGUUUUGUGUUGGAGUUAUGGUUGGUCAUUGGCUUGCAGCGUUUGAAGGCCCAGAGUUGCAUCUUAUCCCUGGUGGAUGGAGCAAUUUGGGUAUUUGGGGUUUGAUUGUGAUGACAUUGUUUAUGCAAUAUCAUUCCACAUUGUAUUUAGCCAAGUACUCAGAGAAGGUGGUUGUGCCUACUGCUGUCGUACAGUUUGGUCCGUACCGGUUUAUUCGCCAUCCUAUUUAUGCUUCAACCAUGCUCUUGUUUGUUACUUAUUGUAUUGCUCUUAGGGCGCCUUUGAGUGCUCUCUUCAUUGCUGUUGUUUGCUCAGUGUACUAUGGGAAUAAAGCUAAGUUAGAGGAAAGUUUGAUGGUAGAGAACUUUGGUGAGAGAUAUAUGGAGUAUGCAAGUAAAGUUAGAUACAAGCUUAUUCCUUAUAUUUAUUAGUGCAAGUCGUUGCGAGUUGCAUAAUGUUAGUGUAAUGUGGAGAAGAGAAUGAGAAUAUGAACACCUCAAUUGGCUUUUGUUCUUAUGUUUCAAAUGUAGUUUCCUUUUGUUGUUCUUCGUUAUUGUGAUUUCCUAUUUAUUAAACUUGUGGGUUACAUACUCAAGGCACUUGUAUCCACCAUGGUGAAGCAUUUCUGUAUUGCUUGUUUCCAUUGUUUAGCAAUUCUUCAAUAGCUUGACAGAGAUAAUAUCUCCUGUAUUAGAUUCUGAGGAUUUAGGUUUUAGUAUUCACUAUGUUCGUCAGGUUGUGCCUUUAUAACAUGUCUGAUGACUUGAGAUAGUUGGCUUUCUCUCCAUUGAUUUUCUUUAGCAGUACAUUUUAACUCAAAUAAGUUAUCUUUUUCUUGAAACAUAUAUAUAAAUGGAAGACAUUAAGCCAGUGAGUGGCACAUCUCAUUGUCUGUAAAUCCUAUUUAUCUUUUUUCCUGUAUUUUCUGUUUCUUUUUCUCUCGACUUUUCUACUAUUCUGGUUACGCCUCUUCCUCUAAUUAAUGCCCAACAUCUCCACUUUUCCCCUUCUUCUUCUUUCGUUUCAAGGACACCCGCUCUACAUCUUGUUACUCUAUCUCAUCUCGAAAAGAGUUGUAUGGUAGAAAUUCAUUUUAUUGCCACCCGUCUUAUUUUAAUGGAGGAAUAUAUAGUAUGGUAGAAAGAAGUAGAGAGUAACUAGAAAGAAACUUGGCUGUAACAUUGAAUUUAUUUUAGGGAAAAACUCUCCUUAACAAGGAUACUUCUUCUCCACAGAUUCACCCACAAUAUACUCCUCACCACCAAGGUACAUUUCCUCUUUCUCUUUUGAGAUUCUCUAGUUUUCUUUCAUGUUUGAUUGAUAACAUUCUCUUAAUGUUCUAUUUCUCGAUUUGCUGCUUGAUUUUAUGUUAAUUGUAGAAUCAAAAUUGCAUUUUUUUUGUUAAUUUGUCGCCCACUGAAUUCUUUGGUUCAUUCAAUUUCAUCCUUUUCGAUUUAAAGUCUCACACAGUAACUGUUUAAGCUCAAAAUGAAAUAAGGUAACUAAGUGUUUGGUCUUUCCAUCUGACUUUCUUACGUUACUAUCAUGUUGGUUCUUGAAUUGUAUGCUUUUGGUCUUGCAUUACUAUCAUGUUGGUUUUUGAAUUGUAUGCUUUGGUUGGAUAUUUUUUUUCAAAUUCAUAUCUUAUAACAGUAGUCUGCACCAUGCGAAGAAAAGCGAGGCCUUUUUACUUUUGCUGUGUUAAUAUAGUUUCAAGUUCCACUGGCUAAGCACUUUUUUCCUUCCAAUACUCUCUUUUUCAUAGUUGAUGUAUUUCUGUACUCCUAUGAAAAUAAACCAUCUCUGGUGGUAUUCAUACUAGGAGUACAUUAUUUAACCGUAUGAAUUCUUAAUAUGUUCUUCAGUAUUCAUUUAGGUAUCAGUCUUUUGCUCUGUUAUUGUUAGUAGCAGUUAACACUGAUACGAACCUUUUAGUUUUGUGUGUUCAAUUUGUUGUGACCAUUUAUUGUUUCUAUUUCAUGGCUGUUAAAAUAGUCUUAUCGGAGAAAUUUUGUAGACAAACUUUCUCCUGUUGUUGUUGCAGAUUUAUUCGAGAAAUUUUGUUUCUUUUAUUUUGUCGGAACACUAAGGAAUCAAUAUUGAAGGAUGAUGAGAAUUUGGCCUCAAAUGGACUCGCUUCUACUUCAGAUAUACUAAUACAAUGAUAUUUUAUCUCGCCUUAUGAACUCUUUGUAACGAGUAUACACAUACAAGGUACUUCUGGGACCAUUUCUCCGAUAUUUAACCUAUUGCUUAUGUGAAUUCUUAUGAAAAGUGUCGUUCCAUUUUGUCUUGCUUCAACUUAUUUUUGUCUGCUAUGCAUGUCCUGUUGGUCAUCUAAACUUAUUGUUGGUUUUUGUACGUAUGAGGUGCUUUAAUAACAAGUGUAAUCUAUGCCAUUGUAAUUGGAUAUUUUGUACUUUUUCGUGUAUACACAAAAAAGAAGAAGUAAGAUUGAUUAU